UCACUUUUAGUCAAAUUACGUUAUGUAUAGAAUCUUAGUAAUUUGCACAGAAGCGACAGUUUAGUUCGCUUCUGUGCAAAUUAUCUGAACUAUUAUUGGACAAUUUCAUUUAGCAAAGUAAUAUUUUCGUUUAGGCCACGUUUAAGUUGAAUAACGUUUCACAUUUGAUACAUCGUUCAAACAUUUUCGAAUAAAAGGACAAUAUUGUUGACUGUAGAAGCAAAUAAAUUAGGAAUUUCUGAUACGGUAUCCCUUUGAAAUUUUCAUAUUUUAUAUUGCAAUUGUUUCAUAAAAGUGACAGUGAGGUGGACUUAUUACUUUCUUCUCACUCUCACUUUCGUAAAAAAAGUUUCGUUUUUAGGAUUCUGUACCUCAAAAAGGAAAAACGGAAACCUUAUAGGAUCACUCGUGUGUCUGUCUGUCCGUCUGUCACAGCCAAUUUUCUCCAAAAUGUGUGACCCAAAAAAACGGACAUGUAAUUUAUAUAAAGAAAAUAUGCUAUAGACAAAGUUUGCAUGCAAGUUUAACAUCUUACUAUACAUAGUAAAAUGUUAAACGAAACGUGACUUGUGAGUCCAGGGCCCUGGCAACACUGCUUCCUAUUCUUUUUCCUUUCGGACCUUGCGCAGCUUGGUGCCGGGCAGGCAUGGCGUCGCGUCGCUUGCGCCGGCACCGGUGUAUUUUCUUUGGUGAUGUGAGCAAUUAGUAAAGCAAGGGAAAUUUCUCGUAUUUGGCGUCAACAUUCAGUGAUCAGUGUGUGAUACAUGACAAUAACCUCUAACAAUAGUGUGCAAAAAUACAUUAAUCAGCCGGGUCCACACAGCGAGGCACGUCCUGUAUUUUUUUCUGUGUAGCGGCAUGUAUAGCGUCGUUGAGUUUGCUGAAGAUAGUGGUGGAGGGGUCAGUAUAGUUAGACGCGAAUGGCUGACGCCCGGGAAGCAGCGAUGUCUGUGGCCGCCCCAAAAAUUGAUGACCAAGUUUAAUAAAUGUAUUGAUGGAACGAUUACAGCUGACACGAAUUCCUGGGAAAUAUUCGAAAUAAAGCGUGUAUUCUAUGAGACUGAUAGUUUGGCAAAAGCAAGAGACAAAGAAAAACAAGCUGAAGAGGAGUCAGAAGUGAAUAGUGAUAGCAACGAUGUAUUUAUUCGAAAACGCAAAAAGACUAAAAAAAUCUAUGAUAGUGACAGUUGCAGUAAUUCAGAUGACAAUAACAUUGUAUACCCUACACCGCCAGCUACCAAAUUAGUAUUUCCUGCUAAAACAUCGGAGAGGGCAUCUUGUACAGGUGAAAAAUCAAAUAAACAUACUGUUUAUAGUGAUGAUGAUUAUGAGGCUUAUACUGAUGAAAAAAAUAGGACUUAUCGGAAGCAAGUAACUUCUUCGGUGCAAUCUACACCUGUCGGCUCAAAAUCCCAAAAGCAACGCUCUAGACCGGUAUAUACAGAACUGAACAAAAGUGAUGAUGAUACAGAUCUGAGCAUACGUGAAAAUUCCAAGGAAAGCUCUGCGAAGACUACAGACAGUGAAGUGUCACAGCUUCUGCAAAGUCCAAGUGGCCUGGAUAACCUAGACUUGACAAUAACACCAUUUAUAAAUGAGAAGCCAAAUUCACAAGCCUUAGAUGUCAUAGCUAAGCACUUAGCUCGAAUUGAAGCUGACUUGAAAGAGAUGCAAAUCGCACAGAAUGAGAUAUUAAUUAGGAUGCGAUCAUCUUCUGUCUCGAUGGAACAUUCACUGCCAGGGGAAAUAACAUUGCCAUGUGAGGACAGCAAGGACUUGAUUGAUAUUGAAAAGUGGAUAAACGCAGCUCCCGAGAACAGAAAACUUUUGAUAAAUCAUCUAAGCCUCGUGGGAGGUCCCAAGAUACCUGUUAUAAUACGAAGAAUACUGGAAAAGCUUUUUUCAAACAAUUUGGCAGUUCUUUGUAAUUGGACAGGAAAAAAUAAGAAAAUAGCUCUCAAGGACUUGGGACUAAUAAAAAUUAUAAGAGACGCAGUGCGGUUGAACCAGGUUGCAGCCAACGCUACUGAUGCUGAGAUACAAGAAAUAAUAUCAAAUUGGUUCAGAUUCACUAAAGACCGCAAUGGAGGACGGGAAGCCCGAAGAGCCAAGCAGUAGCAAACACGGUGUUACAAAAAAAACAAAAAAACGAAGUCUAGCUCGUAAGACAAUACAAAUCAAACAAGAGUUACGUUUACUCACUUCUCAUUCCAAUACUGAACAUGAAUCACUCUUAAGUGCAGAUCGCAGUUCUAUUAGGGAAGAUUACGGUACAAUUGACGUAGCUUCUAAUUCAAAUAUUUCAAUUGAUGACUAUACUCAAGAACCCUUAAGAGAUAUUGAUGUUCCAUCUGAUUCAGAGGAUAAUAUUAAUUCUUUUCUUGUAUUGUGGUCUAAGAAACAUAAUAUAAGUCACUCUGCUCUCAACGAUUUGCUAAAAAAGUUGCAACCUUGGCAUCCUUCUUUACCGAAGGAUGCCCGAACAUUAUUAGAAACGCCGCGUAAUGUAAACGUUAUAGAUUGUGCUGGUGGAUCGUAUGUAUACUUUGGUCUUGAAAUAUAUCUAGUAGAAAGAGCUUCUAAAGGCACAACAUCUAAAAACUACCCGUUCAUGCAACGAAAAAUGUCACAAAGAGAGUGUUCAUUUUUAUCAGUAACACUUAAUGUCGAUGGUUUGCCGAUACACUCUAGUACUACUCAUUCUUUUUGGCCCAUUUUAUGUAUUUUAGAUCAAUCUCCCGACAAGCAGCCAUUUAUUGUAGCACUUUAUUACGGGCAAUCGAAGCCCAACAAUGCUGCUGUAUUUCUGCGUCCCUUUGUAGAAGAAUGUUUACGGUUAGAGCAGAAUGGUUUAUAUGUUAAUGGAGUAAAGUUUGAAUUUCGAGUAAGUUGCAUCAUAGCAGAUGCACCAGCUAGGGCAUUUAUAAAAUGUAUCAAAUCUCACAAUUCCUUGCACGCUUGUGAGAAGUGUCAACAAGAAGGUGUAUAUAUUGGAAGAACUGUGUGGCCAUAUUCAUCUGAAUUAUCUCUUAGAACUGAUAUUGGAUUUGUUAAUCAAGAAUAUGAAGACCAUCAGAUUUUAAAAAGUAUACUAACAGAACUUGAUGUAGGGUUGGUCACUCAAGUACCACUCGAUUUUAUGCAUCUAGUUUGCCUAGGAGUUGUGAAAAAAAUGAUUCGUUGUUGGAUUGAAAAUGGACCGAAAGAGUGCAAACUAAAUAUUCGCAAAAUUGAUGAAAUAUCUAGGCGCUUGCUACUCUGUCAUAAUCAUUACCCUGCCGAGUUUUCUAGGCGUCCUCGGCCAUUGAAAUUAUUUAAGUAUUGGAAAGCCACCGAGUUCAGAGCGUUUGUCCUCUAUAUAGGUCCUGUUGUAUUGCAGAAAAUUUUCCCGAAUGGAUCUAUUUAUAAACAUUUUAUGAUGUUGCAUUGCGCGAUAUACAUACUAUGCAGUGAAGAUAUAUCUCAAAAUGAUCAGUGGCGGUCUUAUGCUGACAGCCUUUUGCAUUGCUUUGUAAAAAAUAGUCGAAUAUUCUAUAGCGAAGAAUUUACUGUUUAUAACGUGCAUAAUCUUUUGCAUCUGGCAGCAGAUGUGUAUAAUUUCGGAUCAUUAGAUUUAUUCUCUGCAUUUCCUUUCGAAAAUUUCAUGUCAAAAAUAAAACGAUUAGUUCGUUCACACAACAUGCCUCUAGAACAAGUUGCUAAGAGGCUGGGUGAAAAGUCCAAUUAUAGUCUGCCUCAGAAAACAAUUCCAGUUAAAAAGCAAGGAGGUAUAAUAAAAAAAUCCCAAUUUUUGACAAUUGUGUACUAAGUACAUGUCUUGGGGAUUCAUGCUUCGUAACUUUAAACGGUGAUAUUGUAGUCAUUAAGAAGAUAAAAAAAUGUCCGAAGUCUGA
Messenger RNA from Leguminivora glycinivorella, 3893 nucleotides. RefSeq lists its product as uncharacterized. The coding region runs from base 859 to 2118 and encodes 419 amino acids. The record is from RefSeq and is a predicted model, not a curated record. The transcript has 8 exons. NCBI's taxonomy places the organism in Eukaryota, Metazoa, Arthropoda, Insecta, Lepidoptera, Tortricidae.